Molecule: messenger RNA, 1575 nt
Organism: Aspergillus pseudoviridinutans
Lineage: Eukaryota; Fungi; Ascomycota; Eurotiomycetes; Eurotiales; Aspergillaceae
Product: RNA-binding signal recognition particle subunit SRP54
Exons: 2
Coding region: 1-1575 (524 amino acids)
Biological process (GO): SRP-dependent cotranslational protein targeting to membrane, translocation; SRP-dependent cotranslational protein targeting to membrane
Cellular component (GO): signal recognition particle, endoplasmic reticulum targeting; cytosol
Molecular function (GO): ATP hydrolysis activity; endoplasmic reticulum signal sequence receptor activity; GTP binding
Source: RefSeq, a predicted model, not a curated record
AUGGUCCUCCAGGAUCUUGGGCGGCGAAUCAAUGCCGCCGUCAAUGAUCUGACACGCUCUAGCAAUUUGGAUGAGAAGGCUUUUGAUGACAUGUUAAAAGAGAUCUGUGCCGCAUUGCUAUCUGCAGAUGUCAACGUUCGCCUCGUUCAGACCCUCCGGAAAUCCAUCAAAUCCAGCGUCAACUUCUCCUCGUUGCCACCCGCCGUCAACAAGAAGCGCUUGAUCCAAAAGGCCGUUUUUGAUGAAUUGGUAGCGCUGGUUGAUCCGCAUGCAGAGCCAUUCCGCCCGAAGAAAGGACGAUCCAAUGUGAUCAUGUUUGUGGGGUUGCAGGGUGCGGGAAAGACGACAACGUGUACUAAGCUGGCCCGACAUUAUCAGAUGCGCGGGUUCAAAACAGCGCUUGUCUGUGCGGAUACUUUCCGUGCGGGUGCUUUUGAUCAGUUGAAGCAGAAUGCCACCAAGGCCAAGAUUCCGUAUUAUGGUAGUUUGACGCAGACGGACCCCGCGGUGGUGGCAGCUGAGKGUGUUACCAAAUUCAAGAAGGAACGGUUCGAGGUUAUCAUCGUGGAUACCAGUGGUCGGCACAAGCAGGAAGAGGAUCUUUUCACCGAAAUGACACAGAUCCAGAACGCCGUUACUCCAGACCAGACAAUACUUGUCCUCGAUAGUACCAUCGGUCAGGCGGCCGAGGCUCAGUCAGCAGCCUUUAAGGCUACUGCUGACUUUGGUGCAAUCAUUAUCACGAAGACGGACGGCCAUGCCGCCGGUGGUGGUGCCAUUUCAGCUGUUGCUGCGACCCACACGCCGAUCAUCUUCCUGGGUACAGGAGAGCACUUGAUGGAUCUGGAACGCUUCGAGCCGAAGGCUUUCGUUCAGAAGCUCCUUGGGAUGGGCGAUAUGGCCGGUCUCGUAGAGCAUGUGCAGGCGGUAACCAAGGACUCGGCUGCCGCCAAGGAAACGUACAAGCAUAUCGCGGAGGGUAUCUACACGCUGCGAGAUUUCCGUGAGAAUAUCACCUCGAUUAUGAAGAUGGGUCCCCUUUCGAAACUCUCCGGCAUGAUUCCCGGACUGUCCAACCUGACCGCUGGCUUGGACGACGAAGACGGGUCGCUCAAACUUCGCCGCAUGGUUUACAUCUUCGACAGCAUGACCGCCGCUGAGCUGGACAGUGACGGCAAGUUAUUUGUAGAGCAACCGAGCCGUAUGGUCCGCAUCGCUUGUGGCAGUGGAACGACUGUCCGCGAAGUUGAGGAUCUCCUGUCUCAGCACCGCAUGAUGGCUGGCAUGGCCAAGCGAGUGGGCGGGCAAAAGAAACAAAUGCAGCGUGCGCAAAAUAUGCUCAAGGGCGGCAACAAGGAGCAGCAGCUGGCGGCCAUGCAGAAGCGGAUGGCGGCCAUGGGUGGUGCUGGUGCGGGCGGUCUUCCGGGAAUGGGUGACAUGGCAAAGAUGAUGCAAAUGCUGCAGGGUCAAGGCGGCGGUGGUAUGCCAGGGCUCGGGGGAAUGGACUUGCAGAGCAUGAUGAGCCAAAUGAGUGGUUUGAUGGGUGGAGGAGGAGGACGAGGACGGGGACGGUGA